Molecule: messenger RNA, 6352 nt
Organism: Oncorhynchus masou masou (cherry salmon)
Lineage: Eukaryota; Metazoa; Chordata; Actinopteri; Salmoniformes; Salmonidae
Product: interferon-induced very large GTPase 1
Exons: 7
Coding region: 179-5761 (1860 amino acids)
Molecular function (GO): protein binding; GTP binding; GTPase activity
Source: RefSeq, a predicted model, not a curated record
UUCAAGGAAAUGAAACGGAAAGUUAAGCAUAGAUGGCCUGAACCAAAUUACGAUAUAAAAAAAAGAUUUCGCGUUAAUUACAUCCUAAUAAAACGUAGGCUAAUACAGUAAAGGUCUAAAAAUGUUUCAGAUAUGAUGGCAUGAAUGUUGUCAUGCACGAUAAAACAGGUUGUCGUUCAUGCACAUGGUUCAUCCCACUCGAACGUUUGAUUAUCCGUCAUUGAGCUGCGGAGUGAUCAGGAGACAUUUUCGGAAAAUGAAGUGUAUUCGAUGUCACACGCUUUGUGAGGAGGGACAGCGGUUUUGCUUGACAUGUAAAGCAAUCGUCGAGGAAGAGGGAGAGCCAUGCAGUCUAAAAGAUGUGACCUUUGACCGGGUUCGGAGUGGAGCGACUGAAGACACCCUGCCAAUGGAUAGCUCCUCAGAUGAAGAGGACUUUCAAGAUGCAAGUGAUCUAUUCCUUGACUUCUAUCUUGGGAAAGAUGAGGACACAUCUCAGAGAGUACAAGCUGACAGUCUGGAGACAGAGCCAUCUCAACAGAUGGAUGCUGCUGUAGCAGAGCUCUCCUCCCACGGAGAGAUAACAGUUCAUUAUGUUGGCAGUGACUCUGUUUCUCUGAGCUGGCGCCCUUCUGACCCAGCACGGCGGUACGAGUUGACCUACUCCUGCAACACCCAGAGAGAGAUCCGUUCCUUCCAAGGGUCCAACAGCGCUGAUGUGGAAGGCCUUUUUCCAGGGACGGAGUACACAUUCAGCGUCACAUCGGUCACAGAAGAUGGGAAUCUGAGCCCGGUGAUCACAAUGUCCAUGUAUACAAAACCUCUGCCACCUGAAAAAGUAAAGAUUGACCAAGUCAGCAGUGAAUCAGUGUCUCUGGGUUGGGACAAACCGAUUGGUGUCACUGAGGCAUGUCUCGUGACCUGUUCCUGUGAUGGGGAGGAAGUCCAGAAGAUAACAACGGAGUCCAACACCCUGACGUUCUCCAGUCUGAGUCCAGGUGUCAAGUACUCCUUUCACGUCUCUACGGUGCUGAAGAACGGGACCCAAAGCAAGUCGGUGGUGACAUAUGGCCGCACAAAAACCCACCUGGAGAGUUUGCUGCUGGACCUGGGGUUGGAGCAACACUACACAGAGAAGCUGGACCUUAGCACCGUGCUGCAGAUUGAUGAGAAGACUGUCACCGAUGAACCUGCUCAGACUCUCUCAGCCCUGCCAUGGAUUUUCCUAAAGAGGUUGAUGAUGGUGAAUGUGACUGCUAGGAGUGUGAAAUGUACCUCAUUAGAAGGCGAGGCAAGUUGUGAUGCUUCAUUUUGCAACAUAGAUCUAGAUCUGGAGAGUCUGGUUGAUAACCUGGACUCUAGUAAUGUUGUAAACCCCUUGGACAUUGUGACUGCUCUCUUUCUGUGUUCCAAUGGUUUUCUCCAGCAAGAGAUGGUUUUGAAAAUGUCAAUGUGUCAGUUUUCAGUGCCCCUGCUUCUCCCCAAUUGUGACACAGAAGAGUGUACGCUAAUGCUCUGGGCCAUGAGAGACAUUGUCAAGAAGUUCAGACCUCAUUCAUUGGCAGAUUCCAGAGGAUUUGUUGAAGACAGGAUUGUUCUCUCUGACCUCCCUAUGAUCUCUUUUGUCAGAUUGGGCGAGUGCUCUCUGUCCAAGUCUCAGAUUCUAAACAAGCUGCUGAGUAAUCCUCAACAGUAUCACGACACGUUUGUCCACCACGACAUGGAAUGUGGCGAUAGCCCAAGGAGAAUAUCCAACGGAUUGGUUGAGAUAAACUGGUACCUCCCAAGCGGGAAAAAAAACAUUGAUAUUUUUGGUGAAGCUAUUGCUGUAUCCAAUCUUAGAGGGGACAUCAGUUCUUUUGAAACACAAUAUUCCUUUCUUUGCCAGACCUCUGCAGCUGUCUUUGUGUUCUUUGACAACCUGGACACCAAGUACAAGCUACUGACCAGCCAACACACCAAGGCUCAGCUGUUUCUAGUGGGUAACACACAGAGCAAGAGCUUCAGCAUUGAUGCUUUGAAGAGAACAGCAGCAGAGUUGAACUUGAAAAAAAGCAGCAUCAUUCUGAAGACCAAACAGAUGAAUGAUGCAGACUUUGUGAAGAACCUGCGAAACACAGUUGGUGAGUUGAUUAAGAAUUCAAAGUCCAGAAUGCCAUUGGAGCAGAUGGCUGAAGUGGCGCAUGAGCUUGGAAUACUGGUUGAUGAGGACUACAAAGAUUGUCAGAGUGCCAAGCUAAAUGCUGACGCAAUCACGUCAAAGAUUUAUGACACACCACAGUAUAAGGAAAGUCAGCUUCCCUUGCAAGGACAGAUUUGGAAGGAGCUGGCACGUCUGGAGAAGGAGGAAUGCAGACUGCGGAAAGCUGGGAACCAGAACCUAGAGAUGUACAAAAGUGAACUCCAAACAGACAAGAGACAACUUAGGGAACAGCAAAGGAGAUAUGACAUUUCAGAGGCAAUGACCUGCUUCAUAAAUGCAAUAUCAAGCGCAGGGCUAGAAAGGACCUAUUUCUUGAAAUGGAUGAGAAUGAACCUGGACAAUAUGGCUCGAAAAAACCUUUCUGGCCUUAGAGAGCUGUACAAAGAAAAGUCUCAGAAUUCAUCUGAAAACAAAGAUGAAAUUGCAGACCUUGACAGACAGAUUUCAAACAGUUCUUUGGGAACUGAGCAUUUCCUACGUGAAAUGGGUCAACUGUAUGAAUCUGCAGUCUUACUGGAAGAAGCUGAAGAGUCUAGGCAACAACUGAAGCACCUGCCCAGACUAUGUGCUGAGUUGCUUCUGGAUGGGUUUCCUCUGGAGCUGGUGGAUGGAGACGCAUCGAACAUACCUCUGAGAUGGGUGAGUGAUGUGCUGCAUCAACUCAAUGUCUUGGUGCAACCAAAGAGCAAGAUCCUGGUGGUAACCGUUCUAGGUGUUCAGAGCACGGGAAAGUCCACUCUACUGAACACAAUGUUUGGAGUGCAGUUCGCAGUCAGUAGCGGCAGAUGCACAAGAGGGGCCUUUAUGCUGCUCAUCAAAGUCAAAGACGACUUCAAAAAAGAGCUGAACUGCGACUUCUUAGUGAUCAUCGACACAGAAGGGCUGAAGUCGCCAGAACUGGCACAGCAUGAUGACAGCUACGAGCAUGACAACGAGCUAGCCACACUUGUUGUCGGCCUGAGUGAUGUCACUAUAAUCAAUAUUGCCAUGGAGAACUCGACCGAGAUGAAGGACAUCCUGCAGAUCGUGGUCCACGCUUUUCUCCGGAUGAAAGAGGUGGGAAAGAAACCCAAGUGUCAGUUUGUCCACCAGAACGUGGCAGAUGUCUCGGCACAUGAUAAGAACAUGAGAGACCGGAAAAUGCUGCUGGAGCAGUUAAACGAGAUGACCCAGGCAGCAGCCAGAAUGGAAAACAAGGAGGAGAACAAGAGCUUCACUGAUGUGAUGGAGUACAACCCAGAGACUGGUAACUGGUACAUUCCUGGACUUUGGCACGGAAACCCCCCAAUGGCACCCGUCAACGCCGGUUACAGCGAGUCUGUAUACGAGUUCAAAAAGAACAUGAUCGAGGUCUUCCAGAACUGUGAAGCCUCUGGGAACAGCAUCAUGGACUUUCUGGAGUGGACAAAAAGCCUGUGGAAUGCUGUGAAGUAUGAAAACUUCAUAUUCAGCUUCAGAAACAGCCUGGUGGCUGAUGCCUACAUGAAGCUGUGUGUUGAGUUCAGUAAGUGGGAAUGGUCAUUCAGAAAGCGCAUGCACACAUGGAUGACAAAUGCUGAAACAAGGAUUUCCAACUUCGGAACAAUAGCAAUGAAAUAUCAAACAGAAGACGUGAGGGAUUUUCUCCAUCAUUUGAAAAGUGAAGCCUCAAUAGAACUUGUCCAAUGGGAGAAGAACCUUCUUGACAACCUGACCAAGUACUAUGAACAGGCAGAUGGACAUGUCUACUUGGUGGAGAGAUACAGAGAGGAUUUCGCAAACAGCAUCAAAAGUCUAAAAAGGGAGAUAGAAAACUCUGUUUUGAGUAAACUGGUCGCUGAUGUUGAGAUGCAACAAGGAAUGAACAAGCUUGCCACAAUCAAGAAGAACUACACCGCGGUGAUGGAGGAAAAGGUGCUGAAGUUGGUUGAGAACUGCAGAAAGGACAAACGUCAGAGGCCAGAUCAGGAGCUUGACAGAGAAUUUGAAAAGGUGUGGGAGGAAACUGUGCAGGAGCUCUCUUUUACAGGGUUGAAGAAAAUAGACAUUGUGAGCCAUGUUUUAAGCCAGCUCCGGUCUAACAUGAUGCAGAAGGCAGUGAAUGAAAAGUUGAACAAUGUGAAACUUGAAGAUCAUGGAACAAAACCCUUCAUAGUCUCUCCAGGGGGGUUCUUAAAGAAGUUAGUGAAUAGCAUUUACAUGAAUGAGAACACAAGAAAAACCCAGGCCAUGGCAGACAACCUCAUAGACAAAUGCAAUGAAUUUGUGAGAGAGACUGUUCAAAAUAAGACAAACUACCAUGACACAUACAUUCAAGAGAUCCUGCACAUGAUUGAAGAGAAGUUGGAAGCCAACAAAAAUCUUGGGACAAGCAAUAAAUUUGAACUCUCCAUUAAAUUGUACGUUUGUGGGUUUGCAUCCAGGGCUUUCCAAGCAAUGCAUGAACAGUUCAUAUGUGCAAACAAUCCUCAUUGGUGCCUUGAACAGUUCAAAGGUAAAUACCUGGCAGAUUUCAAAGACUUGUUCAGUGGACAAGAUCAGUGUCAGAAGAAAGCUGCAGAGUUCACCAACCUGUGUCUCAGACCUGCAGUAGAAGCCUGUGUCACCAAUUCUCUGGGUCUAGAAAUUGUUGACGUAAUGCUGACGGGGCAGAAUGCCUUUCAAUUCAGCUCUCGGACAUUUUUCCAGUACUCUAUCCUGAAGCAACUGCUGUCAGCAUUCAACUUUGACAACUAUGUGGGCUACAUUUGUCACUAUGAAGCUUUUGUCAAGAAUUGGAUUUUGAAUGAAAUCUUGAAACACUUUUCACAAGGGAACAAAAUGUUUGAAUUGGAGAAGUAUCAACUCAAUGGGGUUAUCAAAGUAAUCAAUGAGGCAAUCUCAAAGGCACAGACUAAUGAGAACGACAACAUAAAGGAAUUCCUUCAGGACAUAUGCAGAGAACUUGGAGAGAAGCUGGUCAUUCCCCAAGAUGCGUUGGAAGCCACUAUGAUCCUCAACAAUUCCAAACAGGAACAGUUUUCCCACUGGCUCAAAACAUCUGUGGUGGAGAUGGAACAGUCUCUGACAGAAGAAUUUCAAAAGGCAGAGGAUGUGAAACAUAAAUUGAAAAGACAGAAAAUCAAGCCACAGAACGAGCUGUUCACAAGAGUGUUUGGCUGCGGGAAGCAGUGUCCAUUCUGCGGGGCACCAUGUGAGGCGGGAGGGGAGGCCCACAAUGAGCACUGUGCCUCAAUACACAGACCACAGGGACUUGGUCAGUGCAGGUUUAAUGACUCAAUGAAACUCUGCACUGACAUCUGCUCCUCUGCAGUGUUUAGUGAGGGUUCUUUCAAAUGCUACGAGACAAAUGAAGAAUUUCAGCCUUUAAAAAAGUACAGAGAAAUUUUUCCCAACUGGCAUAUCCCGGCAGAUCCCAGCAUGCAGGCCUCAGACUACUGGAAAUAUGUGAUGGCAAAAUUCAACAAGGAAUUUGCCAUACAGUAUGUCUCACACCCUGGAGAUAUCCCCCCUUCCUGGAAACGGAUCACAAAGGAACAGGCAGAAAACAGCCUUAGAGAGUCUUUUAGCAUUCAUUGAGAGCCUCUUCAUCAUCUUGAAGAAGAGUGGCAUCUUGAAGAGUAAUGAAGUGUCAGGCCAUAGUCAAACAAAAUUGUUAGAUUUAAUAGUAAACAAAGAACAUUAAUUAAUAAUACAAGACAUCAGCUUCAUCACUAAGCAGAAGAGUCUGCUGGCUGGAAUGAUAAACUGUCAUACACUUUGCCUCAUUUACUUUGCUGUCCCAGAAAUAAUCAUUUAUUUUAGCAUAUAAUCAAAGUUUAGCAACCAUUGACACUUAAUGAUGUGUUGAUAGUUCUUUUAAAUGUAUAUUUUGAGAAUCUGCAUGGGAAUUAAUGGUCAUAAUUCAAGAGAUGUUUUCUUGUCACAUUUAGUUUUUAUUUGUGCUAGCAUUCACGACAUGUGUUGGUUCUUAUGUGGUGAAUGGGUUCAUUUUGCUGUAACACUGGGUAAAGUCAAGCAUUGUUCUGGCAUUCUUUACUUACAUUUAUUCAGGAAAGUGUUGAAACCAUUGAAUUAGAAAAUUACAUUAUUCUGAGACUAAUACUUCUGAACUCUUCACUCUCCAAAGACACUUUGAUAUGAAAUAUUCUAUUGUGUGUUUUUCUCCCA